UAACCCAUCAUAGAACAGCAAUGCAGUCUCACCAUUCCAGCGUGUAUUCCCUCCCUUACCCAGCGACCAGCCGCCCCCAGACAGAGCCCCAGUACGAGACCACGCCCACCAAAUGACACUAAUGACAAUGAUGAUAGAACUGACCUACAUCAGUGUAUUACCAUUUCCGGUCUACGUGGCGAUCCUGGGCUCCAUCGUCCUGUCCAUAGGCGUCUUCCUCAAGGGCGUCUUCAACAUGGCGCCCCCAGAGGCGCCGGUCUUUUACUUCAGGGAGUCUUCGCUCAACACGUAUGUCAUGGAUAAAUGUAAACUAAAGGAUCGAUACUUCAGCCCCAACUACUGGCUGAGCUCUAAGCACGUGCAGACGAUCCUUCCCAUCAUCCUACCCAGGCCGGAUGUGACGUAUGAGAGAGAAUAUCUGCAGAUGCGCGACAAAGGCGUCGUGGCCCUGGACUGGGCGGUCAACCCCCAGGUCAAGUUAAAAAGAAAGGCGACCAUCCUACUGGUCAUUCCGGCCAUAACGGAAGGAGCGUCACACGUGAGUCAGAUUUGCCAGACUGCACUGUCACGUGGCAUGAGGGCCGUGGUCUUCAACAGGAGGGGUCAUGGGGGCAGUUACCUGACCACACCCAAACUCCAGAGCUUUGGUGACCCCACGGACCUGCGACAGGUGGUCAAGUACCUGAGACAGCGCUUGCCCAGGUCUCCACUCACGGGUGUAGCCUACGGUACAGGCUGUGGUCUGCUCAUGUCCUACCUAGGUGAGUACGGGUCGUCUGCCCUCCUGACGGUCGCCGCCUGCAUCUCCCCGUGUUACGACGUGCCGGAGAGGUUCGCCUCACGGGCCGGCAGCCUGUACGACCUGGUGCUGCUGCUGCGUCUCAAGUACCAGCUGUGUCACCACGCCCUGGCCUUGGCCUCCGUCCUUGACAUCGACAAGGUCAUGGCCUCUUGGACUUUCUCGGAAUUCAACCGGAACGUGGACUGCCCGCUGUACGGGUAUUCUGAUUUGGAGCAGUUCUGGGAAAUGAACAACCCGAUUAGGGAUGUGGACGAUAUCGAGGUGCCGGUGCUGUGUCUCAACAGCCUGGACGACCCUGUGUGCGCCCGCGCCGACAUUCCCUAUGAUCUCUUCAAGUGUUACCCCAACUUCCUGCUCGCCGUCACCAAAAACGGCGGACACUGCGGCUUUCUGGAGGGCUUGCCGCCCAAACCGUGGGCAGACGUCUUCUGUCUGGACUACCUCGAGGCCGUGGUGGAGUUCACCACCAAAACCUCCCAGCUACAGCAGCACCGGCCGCGGGCCGUGUCAACCAGCCACGGCCGGACGACCAGCUCCCCGGGACUACGGCCGAGGUCCAGCCACACCUACCUCCAGUACGUCAGCAACACAUCGCUCAGUAGCUCCAGCAGCAACUGCAGCGGGCGGACUCGAACCGGCAGCUUCUACAAGAAACGUGGGAGUGAACGCUUCACCAUUUGACCGCUGCUCACAUCUUGGUUGCUUCCCUUAUUCUUGUAAUGGCUGGUUGCUUCCCUUGGUUGGUGACGGCCUGGUUGCUCCCCUUGGUUGGUCAGCUGGUCUCGUGUUGUUUGUGAUUUCUUCCAAUGGGACAAGAUGUUAAAAAGACCCCAUCUAAAAACCAACAAAAGCUAAGAAUCUAUAAAUAUUGUUGCUUAAAUUAUUAACUAUUUAUAAAGACUGUUACUAUGGUAACCGUUGAGAAAAGCGGUUCGGUGUCUGAAUGUCCUGACCUGUGAUGUGUGUUCGUUUGGAUAUAAACAAUAAUAGAACGAAACCUCGCUGAGGUACAGCGUAGAAAUUUUCUUGGAUAUAAAACUGGAGACAACUCAUGAAAAUAGAAACCUGUAUUAAAUUCAUGAGCUAUUUCCCUUUUACCGUAACUGUGAUUACUAAUGUGGAUUAAUUUCGGCUGGCACCGCUAUGUACGGAGGGGUCUACAUUACAUACUGUUGAGUUUCACGAGAAAGUAUUUAAAUAUUUAAUACAAUUUUUUAAUUUUUAUCUUACACUUGUUAAUAUAAUUUUCAUUCGUAGACUAACAUUUUUUUUUCACUCAAAUUUUAAGCAUUUUGUGGACCGUCCAUAAAUGACGUCACGCUUUUUUGGAUGAAUUUUACCCCCACCCCCCCUCCCCUAUCUAAACAAAGACAUCAACACUCAACUAACGUCACACUACGGCCUAGGGGUCUUCCAUAAAUGACGUCACACUCGUAGGGGGAGGGGGGGGUCGGUAAUUUUGUGACGAUGUGUGAUGAGGGGGAGGGGGGGUUCAGAUGGUGCGACGUCACACUUUUGCUUUAUAGAUAAGAAAUGUUAGGAAACUAAUUUUAGACGUUAUUUAGCGUUUUAGAAAACAGUUUUAAUAAAUUAUAAUAGGAAUUGAUUAAAAUACUCUAUUUUGACAUA
This is a messenger RNA of Physella acuta, 2431 nucleotides long. Its product is annotated as protein ABHD15-like. NCBI's taxonomy places the organism in Eukaryota, Metazoa, Mollusca, Gastropoda, Physidae. Gene Ontology annotation, biological process: lipid metabolic process. Gene Ontology annotation, molecular function: short-chain carboxylesterase activity; monoacylglycerol lipase activity. The record is from RefSeq and is a predicted model, not a curated record.